CCAGCAUAUACAAAAUAUAUAAAUCAGAAAAUAGAAUAUUAAUACAAUAUAAACAGAAAAAUGGCAAUCAUAUUAAUGUUUGUGAUGGCUCUCUCAUUUUCGUCCAAUUUUGCUGAAGGGAACAUCAAUGCUGCUGAUAAAAUAUUAAGUACACCGCAUACGACGUCGUGGAAGGCUUCUGCUGAGAUCAAAGGCAGGGCAGCAGGAGUGAGAGGAGAUAUUUAUUUUCGUCAACUAGGAGAAGGUCCUACUACUCUACAUGGAAUGGUAUCGGGUCUGCAGCCUGGCCUGCACGGUAUGCAUAUCCACACUGAUGAAGAGCGAAUUGAUUGCCUGGCAACAAAAUCAAUAGGGCCGCAUUUUAACCCUGCUGAGAAAGAACACGGUGGCCCCGGGGAUGAAAUUCGUCAUGCCGGUGAUCUGGGAAAUAUUAUUGUCGGUGAAGAUGGUACUGCCAAUUUCACAAUUACUGGGGAUCAGAUUCCUCUCACCGGAAAAAAUAAUAUUAUGGGAAUGACAAUAGAUAUCCAUUCAAACCCUGAUGAUUGCGGCAAAGGGGGGAAUGAACUAUCCAAAACCACCGGAAAUGCAGGAGAACGAAUUGCCUGUGGUUUGAUUAAUGGGAUUGAAUCAAUAAAAAUGAGAAAAGAGAUGAAGGUGGAGAAGAAAGGAAAUAACCCUACGGAUAUAGAGCCAUACCCUAAUUGCUAUGGGGACACAGAUUGUAUUAAUCAAUGCCCUAAAACUUGUAAACGUGUAUUUUGCGAAACUUUUAUUUGCCGGUGCCAAGCUUCUAAAGUUGCCUCUAAGUACACUCCAAUGCUUACAUUACCUUGUCAAUGGGGUUAGAUUUGUGGGUUCAUCUACAAUA
Mercurialis annua (annual mercury) is the source of this 871-nucleotide messenger RNA. Its product is annotated as superoxide dismutase [Cu-Zn]-like. Lineage: Eukaryota; Viridiplantae; Streptophyta; Magnoliopsida; Malpighiales; Euphorbiaceae. Bases 61 to 849 code for a protein of 262 amino acids. The transcript is spliced from 8 exons. Gene Ontology annotation, biological process: removal of superoxide radicals. The record is from RefSeq and is a predicted model, not a curated record. Gene Ontology annotation, molecular function: superoxide dismutase activity; copper ion binding.